Penicillium angulare is the source of this 1023-nucleotide messenger RNA. RefSeq names its product ketopantoate reductase family protein. The record is from RefSeq and is a predicted model, not a curated record. Gene Ontology annotation, biological process: pantothenate biosynthetic process. Gene Ontology annotation, cellular component: cytoplasm. The transcript has 2 exons. Gene Ontology annotation, molecular function: 2-dehydropantoate 2-reductase activity. Lineage: Eukaryota; Fungi; Ascomycota; Eurotiomycetes; Eurotiales; Aspergillaceae. The coding region runs from base 1 to 1023 and encodes 340 amino acids.
AUGUCCUUGUCAAAACUCAAAGUGCUAGUCGUGGGGGCUGGAGGAGUCGGAACAAUGGCAAGUGUUGCCCUUGAACGGUCUGGGAUGGCAAAUGUUACUCUCGUGCUACGAUCGAACUACGAAAAGGUGGCCGGUGACGGAUUUGAGAUCGAAUCUGUUGAUCAUGGAAAAUUAUCGGGAUGGAGACCAAGUCAGAUCAUCAAUGCUGUACCGGAAGCUGAUACAAAUGACCCUUUCGACUUUUUGGUAGUGUCUAUGAAGACAGUACCCGAGAUCAGCAAUAUCUCCAAGAUCAUCGCUCAGAGUAUAACACCUGGCCAUACUACAAUUGUCCUUAUGCAAAAUGGAAUGUACCUUGAGCCACCAUUCAUCGAAGCAUUCCCAACAAAUGUGGUUCUAUCUGGCGCAAGCUACAUUGGUGCUCAUGAAAGAAACGCUCAUAUUAUCCACGAUGACCCAGAUCAUUUCCACAUCGGCGCGUUUCACAAUCCACGGCUGGAUGUUCAGCAUGAGAAGGAAAGGCUAGAAGCAUUCACAACAGCUUAUAAUGGAAGCAAAGCGGUUAAUGCAGUUCCAGUCGAUGACAUAAUGCUAUAUCGCUGGAGGAAGAUCAUCUGGAAUGGCACUUAUAACCCCAUAUGCGCUAUUACACAACUUGACAAUGCUGCGGUUCGACGAUGUGGCGGGGAAUACAGUUUGAUUAGGCCAGCGAUGGCUGAGAUGGCGGCUAUUGCCAAAGCCGACGGAUAUGACUUGGGGGAGAACAUCGUUGACGAAAUGGUUAAUAAGACGCCCAUUGAACUUUGUUUCCGACCCAGCAUGUUGGUUGACAUUGAUAAAGGAAACCCAGUUGAGGUUGAAGUCAUAUUGGGGAAUGCUUUGCGAAUCGCUCGGGAGAAAGGAGUCCAAACGCCUAUUCUGGACAACACAUAUCGAUUUCUCAAAUUGAUACAGACACGCCUACUAGUUGCAAGGGGACAUAUAAGUGAGCCGAUGGAUGUGCCAAGGUCUGAUUUCAUAUAG